This is a messenger RNA of Tyto alba (common barn owl), 5198 nucleotides long. It is a transcript of the gene UHMK1, whose product is annotated as U2AF homology motif kinase 1. The transcript is spliced from 8 exons. Lineage: Eukaryota; Metazoa; Chordata; Aves; Strigiformes; Tytonidae. Bases 123 to 1400 code for a protein of 425 amino acids. Gene Ontology annotation, biological process: regulation of protein export from nucleus; peptidyl-serine phosphorylation; positive regulation of translational initiation. Gene Ontology annotation, molecular function: ATP binding; protein serine/threonine kinase activity; ribonucleoprotein complex binding. Gene Ontology annotation, cellular component: neuronal ribonucleoprotein granule; nucleus. The record is from RefSeq and is a predicted model, not a curated record.
CCCCGUUUCCGGUGUCAUGGCGGCCGGAGCGCGGCGGCGGCCGGCGGCGGGGCCGGUGCGGGUCGCGAGGCGGCGGCGGGGCAGCGGCGGGGGGGGGAUGUGAGGCGUCGUCAGCCGGCGCCAUGUCGGGGUGCGUGUGGGGCGCGGCGCCGCUGCUGGAAGCGCUGGGCCGGCUGUGGGAGGUGCAGGCGCCGCUGGGCAGCGGCUCCUCGGCCUCCGUCUACCGGGUGCGCUGCUGCGGGGACCCGCGGGCCCCCCCCGGCGCCGUUAAGGAGUUCGUGCCGCCCCCGCCGCGGCCCGGCCCCGCCCGCCGCCCCGGCGCCCGCCCGCCCGCCGCCGACUGCGCCGAGUACGGCUUCCGCAAGGAGCGCGCUGCGCUCGAGCACCUCCGCGGGCACCGCAACAUCGUGACGCUGUACGGCGUGUUCACCAACCACUACUCUGCCAAUGGUCCGUCUCGCUGUCUGCUGCUGGAGCUGCUGGACAUCAGCGUGUCCGAGCUGCUGCUGCACUCCAGCAACCAGGGCUGCUCCAUGUGGAUGAUCCAGCACUGCGCCCGAGAUGUUCUCGAAGCCCUGGCUUUCCUGCACCACAAAGGCUACGUGCACGCAGACCUCAAGCCACGCAACAUCCUGUGGAGUGCAGAGGAGGAGUGCUUUAAGCUCAUUGACUUUGGACUUAGCUUCAAAGAGGGGAAUCAGGACGUGAAAUAUAUUCAAACAGACGGGUAUCGGGCUCCAGAGGCAGAACUGCAGAACUGCCUGGCACAGGCAGGGCUCCAGAGUGAGACGGAGUGUACCUCUGCUGUGGAUCUGUGGAGUCUGGGAAUCGUUUUACUGGAAAUGUUCUCAGGAAUGAAACUGAAACAUACAGUCCAAUCUCAGGAAUGGAAGACAAACAGUUCUGCCAUCAUUGAUCGCAUAUUUGCCAGUGAAGGGGUGGUUAAUUCAGCCAUUCCAGCAUAUCACCUCAGAGACCUUAUCAAAAGCAUGCUUCAUUGUGACCAAGGAAAGCGAGCCUCCGCUGAGAAGGCUUUAUGCAGCCCGUUCUUCAGCAUUCCCUUUGCUCCCCAUAUCGAAGAUUUGGUGAUGCUCCCCACACCUGUGCUGAGGCUGCUAAAUGUGCUAAGCGAUGCUUCUCUGCAGUGCGAAGAAGAAUAUGAAGAUAUCCUGGAAGACAUAAGGGAGGAGUGUCAGAAAUACGGACCGGUGGUUUCCUUGCUUAUUCCAAAGGAGAAUCCUGGUAAAGGCCAAGUUUUUGUUGAAUAUGCAAAUGCUGGUGAUUCCAAAGCUGCCCAAAAAAUGCUGACUGGAAAGAUUUUUGAUGGCAAGUUUGUUGUGGCUACGUUUUACCCACUGAGUGCCUAUAAGAGAGGAUAUCUGUACCAAAACUUGCUGUAGGCAGUAGCAACAAUCAGGAGAGUUGUCUUGCUCCUCUUCCUCACAUGUUUUACAGUUGAAUGUACAAAAGAGCUUCCUAGCCCUGCUUUUGAGUCAUCUGUGAAGGAGAGAUGCAAAGGACUUAACUGGGCUUUGAAACCUUUACUGCUGCUUUGUGAUGUGCAGAGGAGGCCGGGAUGGCUUUCGGCGUGUGCUUGUGUGUGUGUUGUGCUUGCUCGUUUACAUUGGGUGUGUGGCUUUGCCCCGGUGGGCGCUCGGGUGGCAGGAGUGGCGGCUGUGGGAGCCUGGCAGGCUGAGCAGAUCUUGGCAAGUGCUUGUAAGUGGCUUGAAGUGAGACCGUUUAAAGUCUUGGCCUUAGCGCUUGACUUUGCUCUAGGGAGAGGAUUUCUUUCCUAUAACACACAUGUGUUCUCCUCCAGUGCAGGGGAGGAGGAGGAAGGCUCCCCUGCUUUUUGUUGAUAUCUAUAAUAAAUAGAGAAGCAGAAGCACCAUCCUCUCUAAACCAGACCAGAAGGACUUUUGAGUCUUCACAUCACGUAGAGCAGAGGGAGGCGGUGAGGUCAGAUCUGCUGAGCCUACAGCGUUACCCCGUCGCUGCCCCGUGACCCGAGGAGAGCCACCUGUCUGACCUGGCCCAGAUGGCGUGCGGGGCUUAGGCAGCGAGGGGUGGGGUGGUGCUGCCUGCGGUGAGCUGAACUUGCUUGUAUGCCUGGGGUGGGGAGGGACUGAUGGUGGAUACAUGUCCUCUGAGCAGUGCCGGCCUCAGUCCUGACACAACCUGUAAGCACUUUGUAGCCUGAGGUGAUGUGAAAACCCUGUCUUGUGGAGUCAUCUUUCUAGCAUAUACCCUGUGCUGGCACUGAUGCUCCCUAGCUCUGAUGCCAAAUCAUAUGUAAUAUGUAGGCGCCUUUAGGUGAUACUUUUGGAAAGGAGUGCUACAGCACGGAGUAUUCUUUGUGUCUCAGCAGGACCCCUGUCCUGUGAGUCUUACAAGAAAGAAAAAGAUUUGUCUGUCGUAGGUCCCACGCUUGGCUUUUCUGUGUUGUGCGUUUUGGUUUUGCAUUAACCCAUUAGACUUGUAGAUUAGAAGCACUGACACUUUUGGUCCUUCAUAGGUUACACAAAGGGCCUGAGGCAAUCUGAGGUCCUGUAUGGAAAGGGCUCAGUCAGUCAUCAGACUUGACUGGCCAGGAUAAAGUCUUUCCCAGUGUCAGGGACAACAGCCACAUGCUUUUGGGGAAAAAAAAAAAAAAAAACAACUGGGCGAGCAGCAUCACUGCUCCCCCGAGAGCACGCUCUGCUCACAUGGCUUCAGUGCACAGGCAGAAGCUCGCUGGAGCAGCCGCAGGCACGGGGCCUGCAAACCCCCAGGCCCAGUGGAGCCUCUCCCUGCAGGGGUGGGCACUUACCUCCUGUCGAGCCCAGCAUGAAACAACCCUACUCAGAGGGGGAGCAGCGUAUUCUGGCUUGUGGCCCUGGUACUAGUUUUAGUGAGGAGGAGAGCCCUCGUGACUUCUUUUCUCCAGCCGAAAUACUUGCAGGCAGCUGCCUGAUCCAUGUCUGACCUUCCCCGGAAUAAUACCUGAAUUACCUUGUAGUUUACUUUCUGUGACUUGCUGGAAUCCUGCACUUAAGUUCCUCUUGAUUUUUGCCCUGUGCGUGUGUGGUGCGUCGGGAGAUCCAGCAUCCUGAGUCUUGAGUUCCUCUUUGUGCUGGUGUAGAGUCCUGUCUACUGUGGACCUUCCCAAACUCCCCCAGAAAGGACCAAUCUCUUUGAAUUUUUCCUGUUACCUUUAAGGUGGUGGGUUUUCCAGGAAACAAAAGAUAUCCAGCAAUGAGUUUUAAGGUGUGAUUUUCUGAUCAGACUCUUUCUGGGAAUGAUGCUACUUUGGUGUACAUUGCUGUAAAGCAGCUUUGCAUAGGUGGGGUGUGUGAUUCAUUGCUUUUAAUUGAACUGUCCUUGCAGUGAAGCACCUUUAGUGUCUGGGAGUAUUUGAAUGAUUGACUGGGUGAGGGUUUUUCCUAUGUCAAGAGCACUGUUUAAAGUAUUCUAAUUAUUGGUAGGUAUUGACUGACCUCCUCAGCUCUGAGUUGUUGCUGGCCCUGGCGGGCUGAGUAGACUUUGGCCCAGAAAUUGCCAUGUUGAAUGCCCUCGUGUCAGCAGCAUUAGGCUGGCUGCGUGUGGGCCUAUCAGCUGGCAGAAGCAGACCUGAGAGCUCCUGCCCUGCCGAGUGCCAGCCUGCGUGGGGACACGGGGAGCUCCCCUGGCUGUGGGGUCUGUCACCUACAGUGGUACUGCGACAGGGAGAUACCAGGGUGCAGGUGCAGAACUUAAAUGUAUUGAAGUUCUCCCAUGCAUUUUUCUGGGACUAUGAGCAGCUCUGUCAUCUUUCAAGCGUAUGUCUUUUUCAGUCAGAAUUAUGCUUUGGAUUUGCAACUUAAGAUAAAGAGCCAUGCCAGGAUUAAUCUUUAUAGAGAGGAGCUACAACCUGUUCCUGUAGCAUGGCAGGGCUGUUCUACCAGAGUUUGGUUGGUGUUUUGUUCAGCUGCUUUAAUGAGAACUAAAUAAAUCUUCAAGAUGCAAACUCCUGCCACCAGAUUUUCUCUCCAGAUGCUCAUUGACCAGGCUUGAGCACUGAGAUGGGCAAAACCCCCAAUGCUGCUUUUUUUUUUUUUUUUUUAAUUAUUUUCUUCCUGGCAAGAGUUGAAGAUACUGAUCUCUGUCCCAUCACUGGAUCCAGCCCCUGGCUUCCCUCUGCAGGCUGCGGGAUACAGGGGGGUUUAGAAGCCCCCCCUCAGAGCAGAAGCAUUUAAUCAUUACGUCUAACCCUCUGCAUUCAAAGCCUUUUUCUAUCUAGCUGAAGCUCACUCUGGUGUCUCGGCGAUCUGUUGGCGGCUUGGCAUAAGUUUCAGCCCUGCUAAAACCUGUGAGUUUCUUAACUCUGGAUUGUAUCUGAAGUGUGCACAGUGAUUCAAUCCAAGGCAUCUGUCGUCGUGUGUGCCUGGAUGGGCCUGGCUUUCCUCAUCUCCAGAUUUUACUGCCUGCUUGAGUUGCAGAAGUGUUGAGGCUUUCCACUCAGAUGCUCGCUAGGUUUCUUGGUCUGUGCUGCUGACACAGCUCCCUCCCAACAGCCCCGUGACCUACAUAGUCCCAGCUGCACCCGCAGGCUGCCUUUGAGGGAGAGAUCUGCUUUGGGGGGGGGGGGGCAGGAGAUGAAAGAUGAAACCUCUGGAGACAGCCUGGGAAGGCCGUCGCUGCUCCGGUGGGAUCAGGGCGGGCACCCAGCCCUCCUCCCCAGGAGGCUGGGUGCAUCCCCUUGGAGCGUGUGUGCGAAUGGGAAACACGUUGGUGCUCUGCUGUUCCUUGGUGGCAGUUGGGUUUUGUAGCUGAUCUCGCACGAAAUGUUACUGCCAGCCCAAGAGCAGCUGUCCUUCCUCUGCCACCAGUGUCUGUGAGGGAGCAAGCUGGUUCUUUGCACUUCCGCCUAUUUGUUAUAUGCAAGGAGGGUAACUGGUUUUUAAAUGACCGGCCGAAGCACAAAUCAGCUCCGAUCUUCGUUGUAUUCCUAAUUUUACCCUCCUCGCUGGUCUCCAGCCUCCUACCACCCAGGCCUGAGCACCGCGUUGCAGCCGGGUUGUCUUUCCAGAGCGUUCCGUACCCUUCCCCCCGGUUGUGCCGGACCCCGUGACCACGUGCCUCCCUCCGGGUUAGAUGUCAGCCGCUGUGUCCCGUCACGCACCGUUGCUGAGCAGAUGUGUGCUUGAUACAGGUGAUCAAUAAACGAUGCUCCAGUACGA